CGCAAUGAUGAAGAUGUUCAGAUUGGGUACAUAAAGAUUGGGAGAUUGGGUAGCAAUAUAGAAUAAGGUAGCAGCUUAUUGCUAUGUAUACUUAAGCUUGUUUAAAAGAAAGUCAAAUUACUUGAGCAAGUAUUUGCACAGAAUCAGAAUUGAACGGAAUAAAUAGGAAUUAAUAAUUAAUUAAACAUCGCGCCCUUCUUGUAUUGAUCGAGAAAUUACAUGCAUCUGACAGCCUAAGGUGAAGAGUGAUGUAGGAUAGUCGUUAUCCUGGCUAAGGUGCAUAUAUUCUAAUAAUGCACAUGUAUGCAUAUAAUUCGAAGGCAAAUUAAAUUACAUAGUUUAUGUAUUUGAAACAUCUUAUAUAAUGAUAAACAAACAUUUUUGAAGUAAAACAUAUUGUUAAAUACAGUCUCACCAAAAUUUGUAUCAUCAUGCAUCAGACAAUACUGCAGUUUAGUCAAACGAAAGAGAAAUAAUGCUCAAGAACACCUCUUUCAAAUUAUAUAUUUUUUAUUUUCGCAUUUAAAGUUAACUUAUUACAAGUAACAGAAUAUAAAAAAUAUGACUCCUUUAUUUACGGCUUCAUUUUAUCUAUGUUUUUUAAGAAAGUUUGGUUUUCUAUUGGGUUGGUGGUGGCGUUGUGUUUACAUGUACUCACAGGUCGUCUGCAGCAUCCUGUGGCUGACAACGAGUCAUAUUCAGUAGACAAUCACGACACACAGAUCAGUGAAUAAAAAACUGAAGAUGGAAACCUGUCCUUCACCACCAACAAGCUGCUAUUCUAUUGUCAACAUACAAAACUGUCACAGAGAAAAUGGUACAACUGGUCUUGUGUCUGCGAGUGAGAUCACCAUGAAAAUAGAGAGUGUAGUAGAAGAUAAAUUUAUACAAGAAUGCUUAGCAAUCACUGAACUGGAAAAUGAGGAUGAACUGAUUGACAUUAAAAAGGAUAUGGAAGACAGUGAUAAAGAUAGUAAUGAUGAAAACAUAGGAGAAAGCUCAAAUGGUAGAAGGGGCCUAAGAAUAAAAAAGAAUAAAAGACCAAGAAAGAAAUAUGAGAAGAUUCAGCGUCUUACUAGAAUCUACACAUGUGUUGAUUGUCCAGAGACAUUCUCCCGACUCAGCCAACUGCGGGCUCACUCCAGGAUACACACAGAGGAUCAGACUGAGAAAUAUGAAUGUGAUCUUUGUGAAGAAGUCUUUGAUAGAUUGAAACGUCUCAUGUCACACCGAAAGAAACACCACCGAGCCAGCUUGUCUUGUAAAAUGUGCACAAGCAAGUUUACACAUUAUGCUAGCUAUCGCAUCCAUAUGAGAGUCCACAAAGGUGAAAAACCUUAUGUGUGUCAGGAAUGUGGUGCUGCCUUUGUACAAAGUGGUCAUCUUAAUAUUCACAAGAGAACACAUACCGGUGAGAAACCUUACACAUGUGAUAUUUGUAAUAGUAAUUUUAAGCAAAUUUCACAUUUGAAGACUCACGUUAGAACCCAUACUCAGGUUAAACCGUAUCAGUGUGAUGAAUGUGAGGCUUCAUUUACACAAAAUAGUAGUUUGAAACGGCAUCGGCGGUCCCACACAGGUGAAAAGCCAUAUAAGUGUGCAUUCUGUGAUAUGACUUUUGUAGUUAAGAGCAAUAUGCAAAGACAUUUAUAUACUCACACUGGUGAGAAACCAUAUCAGUGUGACUUAUGUCCAGCCUCUUUUGGACAAGCGAUUGAUUUGAAAAGGCACAAGAUCAGCCAUACAGGAAUAAAACCCUUUAAAUGUGAUCAGUGUGAUGCAGCAUUUAGUCGCAAGAAUAACCUUAAGUGGCAUCAGAUGACUCACAGUGGCAACACUCCAUUUAGAUGUGAAGUCUGUCAAGUAGGGUUUUCUUCGCCUGGUGAUCUCAAAGUACACAAACGAAUUCAUGCACCUCCUAAACCAUUCCGCUGUGAAUCAUGCCCAGCUUCCUUCCAGCAGUUUAGUUCCCUUACUCGUCACAAGAUGAUACAUACAGGUGAGAGACCCCUGAGAAAAAAACCGGAAAAUAAACCAGGGUCAUUUAAAGAAACUGGAAUUAAACCAUAUGCCUGCGAGAUUUGCAAUGCAACUUUCUGUGAGAAACGAAAUCUUAAAAGGCACAUUAUAUCUCUGCAUGAUGAUGUGCAACGGAUAGUUGGAAACACACUUAAUGAUGCAGAAAUUAAGGAAGAAGGAGUAAUUGAUAAAUUUAUAAAGCUACAGCAACCAGUUCAGAUAAAAAAGAGACCUCCAGAACAAAUUACAUAUACUAUUAACUACCAAAAUCCAGUGGUGAUCACUCAGCCACAGCAGCAUCACCAUAUACAGCAUCACCAAGAAGGUCAACAAGAAAUACAGCAGCCAAGUAUUACCUUGCAGCAUGUAGUCAUACAGCAGCCUAUGAACACAGAGGAAGUGAUAACAGGAGGUACUCAAACCAUUACACACAUGCCACAGCUGAUGCUUGCUCAAGGCCCUGGGCAAGCUCCUAAGCCUGCUAAACCUGCUAACAACUGCCAAAAUCAUCAUGCACAUGUUUUGACUUUUAUAGAAGGAAGCUACAAUCAGUGGCAAACUUGGUGCUUCUGUGACCCCCCAAACCUAAUAGACCAAUCUAGUCAAAUCAUCAGCACCGUCCCUACAGCCAAUGCCAUAAUAACUGCUCCACCCUCCACAGUCAUCCCUCCGGAUGCUUCUCCUGCAGCUACAGUUACAUCUGCUGUAGCUGUGUCCACUGUUACAAAUUCUCCAUGUGCAACAGUAGAACAAUUGGAAGGUCAAAUAAUUCCUGCACAAAUACAGGUACAAAUUCCCAUAAACAGCACACAGUCCACGGUCGUUAGGGAAGAUGUGCUACGGGGAUGGUUAGGUGGUUGGAAUAAAUGUUAAUUAUAUGUAAAUUUUAUGAAUAAUAUUUUAAUGUAUUCUGUUAUAUUAUUAGUGUAGUUUAUCAUAUAGGUAAUUUUAUUUUCAGAGUUUAAAAGGCAUUAGAUUAUAUUUCGUGUAUGGUCAGGUUGGGAAGUAGACGCUUUUUUUAUAUGUAAAUGUGCUAUAUUUAUUUUGUACUGUGCAAAUAUGUAUUUGGAAAUAGUAGUAUAACUAAAGAAAAAUGGUAAAAUGAUGCUGAAAUAUUUAGAAACAAGAAUACCAAAAAUUGUCUAUGGUUAAGGUAUUGUGCCAAGACUAUGAUAUAAGAGAUGUUAUCAAAUUUUACUAAAUUUGUUUUAUCUUACCACUGUAUUGACUUUUUAGCAAAAUUUUGUAUUACAAAUACUGUUUGUAGCAACUAAUUUUGUUAUAAUAAAUUUAUUUACUUACAUUCCAGCCAGAGUAAAAAGAAAAAGAUACAUUCCUUAUUAUGAAAAGGUAGUAUUUAUGGCAUGCUAAAGCUUGAGGCCUGUGCAGAUUAGAACCAGAAUUAACCAGACACAUCAUCUGUAUACAUUAUUACAACAUAUACUAAUUUUAUGUGCAAAAUUAUCUUUCUCCGUAUGCUGUACUUUUAAUGGAGAACAAAAAUAUGUAAUGAAGCUGUAUUUUUCAGCUUCCGUUAUCAGUUUAUCAGCUUGGGGCCUGACAGUUGAGUGGACAGCGUUUGGAAUUCGUAGUCCUAAGAUUCCGGGUUCGAUCCCCGGCAGAGGCAGAAACAGAUGGGCAGAGUUUCUUUCACCCCUGAUGCUCCUGUUCACCUAGAAG
This is a messenger RNA of Procambarus clarkii (red swamp crayfish), 3699 nucleotides long. RefSeq names its product zinc finger protein ZFP2. Gene Ontology annotation, biological process: regulation of gene expression. NCBI's taxonomy places the organism in Eukaryota, Metazoa, Arthropoda, Malacostraca, Decapoda, Cambaridae. The record is from RefSeq and is a predicted model, not a curated record. Gene Ontology annotation, cellular component: nucleus.